UUCUACAGGCAGACCUCCAGGUGGACAAGGAGAGGCACAAUUUCUUUGAGUCCUCCCUUGAUUAUGUUUAUCAAAUCCAGGAAGUUCAGGAGUCCAAGAAGUUCAACAUUGUGGAGCCAGUGUUGGCCUUUCUUCAUAGUCUCUUCAUUUCCAACAGCUUGACUGUGGAGCUCACACAGGAUUUUCUCCCAUACAAACAGCAGCUCCAGCUCAGUUUGCAGAAUACAAGAAAUCAUUUCUCCAGUACCCGGGAAGAGAUGGAAGAACUUAAGAAAAGGAUGAAGGAAGCUCCCCAGACAUGCAAACUUCCAGGACAGCCUACCAUCGAAGGCUAUCUCUAUACACAAGAGAAAUGGGCUUUGGGAAUAUCCUGGGUGAAAUAUUACUGCCAGUAUGAGAAGGAGACCAAAACGCUCACCAUGACACCUAUGGAGCAGAAGCCAGGUGCUAAACAGGGGCCUUUGGACUUAACCCUGAAGUACUGCGUGAGGAGGAAGACAGAGUCUAUCGACAAAAGGUUCUGUUUUGAUAUAGAAACUAAUGAAAGGCCAGGAACCAUCACUUUGCAGGCCCUUUCAGAAGCUAACAGAAGGCUAUGGAUGGAGGCUAUGGAUGGAAAAGAACCCAUCUACCACAGCCCCAUAACAAAACAGGAAGAAAUGGAGCUGAAUGAAGUGGGGUUCAAGUUUGUUAGGAAGUGCAUCAAUGUCAUUGAGACCAAAGGGAUCAAGACAGAGGGAUUAUACCGUACUGUGGGCAGCAACAUUCAGGUUCAGAAGCUGCUGAAUGCCUUUUUUGAUCCUAAAUGCCCAGGAGAUGUUGAUUUUCAUAAUAGUGAUUGGGACAUUAAGACAAUCACCAGCUCCUUGAAAUUCUACCUCAGGAAUCUUUCUGAACCUGUCAUGACCUAUAGACUUCACAAAGAGCUGGUCUCGGCUGCCAAGUCUGACAACCUGGAUUACCGGCUGGGAGCUAUUCACUCCCUGGUAUAUAAGCUACCCGAAAAGAACCGAGAGAUGCUGGAACUUCUUAUAAGACACUUGGUCAAUGUAUGUGAGCACAGCAAAGAGAAUCUUAUGACCCCCUCCAACAUGGGCGUGAUCUUUGGGCCCACUCUGAUGAGAGCUCAGGAGGACACUGUCGCUGCCAUGAUGAACAUCAAAUUCCAGAACAUUGUGGUGGAAAUCCUAAUUGAGCACUUCGUCAAGAUCUAUUCAGGUCCACCUGAGGAAAGUGCUACACCCCCAGUGCCUCCACCUCGAGUGACAGCAAGAAGGCACAAACCAAUCACAAUUUCAAAACGCUUGCUGCGGGAAAGAACAGUUUUUUAUACUUCUUCCCUGGAUGAAAGUGAAGAUGAAAUCCAACAUCAAACACCCAAUGGUAUUAUCGCCAGCAGUAUGGAACCCCCCAAGCUACCACAAUACCCCAAACUGCCUAUUCAGAGGAGUGGAGAAGCUGACACUGGGAGGAAGUCUCCAAGUAGCAGGCCUGUUUCAGAUGGCAAGUUGGAGUCCUGUCCUGAAGUGGAUGUGGGGAAGCUGGUGUCUAGGCUGCAGGAUGGAGGGACCAAGGCCAUACCAAAGGCCACCAAUGGACCUGUGCCAGGCUCUGGGCCCACCAAAGCCCCCUCUUUCCACAUAAAGAGACCAGCUCCUCGACCCCUGGCUCACCACAAGGAGGGAGACUCUGACAGUUUCAGCAAAGUGCGGCCUCCGGGAGAAAAGCCUACCAUCGUCCGUCCCCCAGUGAGGCCUCCAGACCCUCCGUGCCGGGCAGCUACUCCCCAGAAGCCAGAACCAAAGCCAGAUAUUGUGGUUAGCAAUGCAGGGGAAAUCCCAUCAUCUGUGGUGGCUUCCAGGACCAGGUUCUUUGAAACAGCUUCCCGAAAAACAGGAAGGCCUCUGGAACCUAGAUUUAAUCCUGUUCCUUAUCCCCAGAUUCCAUCUUGCCAGGAGUGUGGCAAGACUGAAGUGGAUACACCUGUCUUCCAGUGUGUCAUGAGCCAUAAAGCCAUACAGGUUCCUCCCAUUUAG
Messenger RNA from Leptonychotes weddellii (Weddell seal), 2036 nucleotides. NCBI's taxonomy places the organism in Eukaryota, Metazoa, Chordata, Mammalia, Carnivora, Phocidae. The record is from RefSeq and is a predicted model, not a curated record.